Molecule: messenger RNA, 645 nt
Organism: Emiliania huxleyi CCMP1516
Lineage: Eukaryota; Haptophyta; Isochrysidales; Noelaerhabdaceae
Exons: 6
Molecular function (GO): S-adenosylmethionine-dependent methyltransferase activity
Source: RefSeq, a predicted model, not a curated record
GCGUCGACGUCGGCGGCGGAGCCAGGCGAGGUGCGCGCCGUGCUGGAGAGCGCGACAUGGGAUGAGACGGCGCCCUUCACUCGGGAGGACUUUCGCCGCCUCGACGAAAGCGACGACUCGCGCUUCUACGACGACCCGAAGCUUGUCCAGCACAUCGACGACGCAGCCGUCGCCUCGACGACGAGCUUCUACUCGCAGCUUUUCGCCUCGCUCGCCGCCUCCGGCGAAGCACCGCCGCGGCCUCUCUCUGUCCUUGACCUCUGCUCCUCGUGGGUGAGCCACUACCCGCCGGCGGGCACAGGCAACGACAGAGGUAGCGGGAGAUCUGCGAGAGAGGUAGCGGAGGCGCCCGUUGCCUUCCACGCAACCGCACAGGUGCUGACGGGGUACAAGGCGCUGCCGUACGCCGACGCCUCCUUCGACGCGGUCACCUGCACCGUCUCGAUCGACUACCUGGUGCGACCGCUCGAGGUCGUCGCCGAGGCUGCUCGCGUGCUGAGGCCGGGCGGUAAGGUUGCAUUCGUCUUCUCGAACCGCCUCUUCUUCUCGAAGGCGGUCGCGUUGUGGACCGGCAAGGAUGACUUAGAGCACGUCUACACCGUCGGCUCCUACGUCCACUACGGCGCCGGAGGAGCGACCCCCCAG